This is a messenger RNA of Frankliniella occidentalis (western flower thrips), 3282 nucleotides long. RefSeq names its product FYVE, RhoGEF and PH domain-containing protein 6 (gene RhoGEF4). The record is from RefSeq and is a predicted model, not a curated record. Gene Ontology annotation, molecular function: guanyl-nucleotide exchange factor activity. Gene Ontology annotation, biological process: intracellular signal transduction. Lineage: Eukaryota; Metazoa; Arthropoda; Insecta; Thysanoptera; Thripidae. Bases 228 to 2090 code for a protein of 620 amino acids. Gene Ontology annotation, cellular component: cytoplasm. The transcript is spliced from 11 exons.
AAAAAAUGUUCAUAUAGAUUAAAUAUUUUAUUGCUCUAUUAAUUUGUUCGAGCAGCCAUGUUGGCAGUAGUAUACUCCCUGUUGUUUUGAAUUCUGUCACCGGUUGUGCACCGCUUGGAAACGGUUCUAGAUUUUUAGUUAUUUGAGUAAAUUGUAAACAGAAGAGGCAUUUUACAAAAGUGGCAGAGACAACAAUAAGUGGUGGCUGACACAAAUUUCAGCUUAACAUGAAUAGCACUGUUUGCCAAACUCCGCCUAGUCAAGGACUCCUGAGUGCUGAAUUGCGAUCAUUGAUAAACGAAAGGAACAUAUUGACAACAAAGACUCGUAUCAAAGUUUUGAGUGAUCUGGAUGACGUGAGCCGUGAUACUCACCGUUUGAAACAAGAUGAAAGAGAAAGACAUUUACGAGCCAAUGCAAUUCAAGAAAUUUUGACGUCUGAGGCUUCUUACCUUCAGCAACUUGAGACUAUCAUGAAGUUCUUUAUGGAACCUCUGAGGGUCAAAGACUUUGUCUCUCAAGCAGAAUGGAAUGCAUUAUUUGGCAAUGUUGAGACUUUGUAUAAAGUUAAUGGAGCUCUAUUGGAUGAGUUAAAAGUUAAUCCUGAAAAUGUUGCCGCAGCCUUUUUAAAGCUGGCACCUUAUUUUAAACUAUACUCAGUUUAUGCUUAUGACUAUAAGCAAAUUGUUAGCAUUUUGCAGGAAGUGCAUCGAAGUAAUCCAAAACUUGCUACCUUCAUAUCAGGACAAGAGACUCGCCCUGAAGUGAGCAACAAACUGGCAGCACUCUUAAUUGUGCCUAUUCAGCGUAUUCCUCGCUACCGUUUGCUCCUGCAGGAAGUACUGAGUCACACCACCCCAUUUCAGCAAGAUUAUUAUACUCUCCAGAAUGCUCUCCAAGAAGUGGAAAGAACAGCUAGACACAUUAAUGGACUAGUUCAAGAACAAGAAAAUAUGGAGAAAAUGAUUCAGCUCCAGAAAAGUUUACAUCAUGGUAGACCUGGAAUAAUCACUCCAGGCAGAAAAUUCAUCAGAGAAGGAAUUUUGAUGAAGGUCUCAUCAAAUGGUAGAAGACCCUUGCCUCGGUACUUUAUUUUAUUCUCCGAUAUGCUUAUCUACUGCAUUAUUAGAUCUGGUAAAACACCCUCUCAACCAGGGGCCUUAAAGUGUUGUUGUGUGCUACCUCUCAAAAGAUGUAUAGUUCAACCAGUAAUGAGUCAAGGUGUUCUUCGGUUAUCAUGCCAUGGAGAAACUUUAAUCUUAUUCUCUGCUUGUGUUGAUGACACUAAAAAGUGGCUUGAAGCACUUCAGCAAGCUUUGAAACAGUAUCAUGCCAAUUUAAAUACUUUGCGGAAAGAUAGCAGUGCAAGACGCCCAAUGCGACGUAGAGACAUUCUCAACGCUACGCAUGAAAGUCCCAGUCAACUUGUGAUGUCAUCAAACCGGAAGCGACCUCAUGCUGACCAUGAUGAUCAGAUUACAAGCCCUCAAAUAACAAUUUCAUCACCAACCCCAGGCAAUUUGUUGACACCAGACACUCCUGACCAGAGAAUGCAGAGCUGUUUUCCAGAUUGUAGACCUAUCAAGGUGAAGCGGUUGUUAUCACAUUUUCAACAAGCUCCCCCUCCUUCUGUUACUCCUCUGAAGCCCACCAUUUCUUAUCCUCUUCGGAGCAGCCUCAGGACAAGAAAUGCAUCCUCAUGUCGAGAUGAGCGUCGCAGAGUCACAAUUAUUUCACCUCGAGGCACUGUGUCUGGAAAAGGUAGCUACAACCAGGAUGAUCAUGGAAAUGGUUGUGCUGAUAAACUUGCAACAGCAUGUCAGUCUACUACAAGGGAGCCUGUUGCUGAAAGUGGGGAUUCAUCAAAGAUUUUAUGUGAUAAUGUUGGGGCACUGCAAAAACCCUCAGAUGAAGAAAGCUCUAGAGCUGGAAAUGAUGAUUCAGGUAAAGAAAACACUGUUGUGGCCUCAUGGUCACCUUUUGCUGGAAUUCAAGGUAUUGGAAAUUUGGUCAUGGGCAUUCACAAGGCCUUAAGAAGGUCUUUGAGACGCUCUCUGUUCAGAUUUACUCCUGAACUCCACCUUCAGUAAGGUCACAUUCUGGAUACUAAGUGCAUUAGAGGAAAUGCUAGCAAUGAACCAUUGCUGACAUUGCUUCUAACUACAAUGUGUUAAUCUGUGAUAGUGGAUUUUUAGGAAAGCUAGUGAUUCCUGUGGUAGCUUCCUUACAUCCCGUAUUCUAUGAAUUUCUGCCACACUUGUGGGAGACAUGUUUCCCACCAGAGCUUAGUCAGUCACUUACAAGACUUUUGUUUGCGACAAAAAUCUCUCUAGUUCCUGGCCUGUGGUGGGAAGCACGUCACCCUAAUAUGUCAAAUGUACUACUUUUAUUUUUCAUUGGCAUUGUCUAUUUUGAUUUGAGAAUCAUGGUAUUGUAAUUACUUUUUUGACUCAUUUUCUCACUUGGACUGUUAUUUCUGUUGUGCAUUUGUUUGCAAGAAAUUGACUGAAUUUUAAUAAUUUAUUAAAAACUUACCAAUACAACAAAUCAAGGAUAAAAUCUUUGCUUUGUUGGUUCUUAUUAUUAAGCUCUUUUUUGGAACUGUUUUAUUGUGAACUGAUUGGUCAUGAAAUUUCCAAAGUUUUCAGUUUUUCCAUGAAAGAAUCGACCCGUUGCUUUGACACAGGCAUUGUCCACCUAUUUUGAAAAAGGAAACAUUGAUAAGAUAAUACAUAAUCAUGUUUAGUUUGGGUUUCUAACUUUUUAAAAAUAAUAUAAGAUGUGUUCCACUUACUUUCCAUUCUCUUUGAAAUGAGUGCCAACGAUAGCACCAUUGGCAUAAGGAAGAUAUUUCUGUAAAUUUUGUAUAUUUAUGCCAGAUCCAAUUAAAACAGGUAAUGAGGUAUGAGCUGCAACCCCUAAAGUAAUUUUGAAAAAGCUGAAUUAGAUACCAAAAAUUUCUGUUUUUGCCAAUGCUUAGAAAGUGGAAUUUUUAAAAGAAAAAUUCACCUUUUACUUGGUCUUCAUCUGCAGCAUGACCUGUUGCAACACCUGUUAUUAUAAGUCCAUCACUUAAAAAAAAUUCUGCUGCAUGUGCAGUUUCUUCUACACUAACAUCUGCUGUAAUUGCAUGGGAGCUGAAAUUUUUUUGAGGAGUGGUCAGAAUUGUUCAAAGCAUUAGCUAAGAAAAUUUUACAACUAUCAGUUUUACCUAUGCUUUUUCUUUAUAUCUGUGAAAAUUUGUAUUUGCUCUGCAUUAAUAAAUCUUCUGUAUCUCAAUAA